Molecule: messenger RNA, 1589 nt
Organism: Cylicostephanus goldi
Lineage: Eukaryota; Metazoa; Nematoda; Chromadorea; Rhabditida; Strongylidae
Source: the annotation of a GenBank genome assembly
AAUAUCUUCAGAGGGCAAAGGAGCAGAAUGUCAAGUCAGCGAAGGAUUCCGCUGUUGAUGAAGUGCAAUAUGCAGUGCCUUUGAAGCGAGAGCCUUCCCCUGCAACUCCCGCUCCGAGCGAACUUGAGCGUCCAUCCGAACUACCAGUAAAACUUGAAAUCGAGCAGACUACGUUAGAUCAGGAUGACUUAGCGCCACUCCGAGAUACCGUAAAAGCUGAGCCAAAGACUGAGGAGUCUGAAGGUUGCCUGUAUACCUCAAGAGAGAGCAUUGCCCUCGAAAAGGCUGUACCGAUGGAAGUUGACAGUGACUCGGAACAUGGGACAUCUGUUGCGUUCUCCGCUGCUUCAAAUGUUGAAAAUGUUAGGAGUACAUCUGUCAUGGAGAUGAACGCCAGAGAACUGAGUGCGCAUGAGGAGGAAACAGGAUUUCAAGUGUUUCAAGAUAAGGUUGACGGAACGUCGACUGAUGACCUAAGCUCGGGAGUGGAGAUAGGAGCAGCGGCAGCGGAGAGAGAAACAAUCAGGAACUUUGGUAAUAGCGGCAAGGAAGAAAUGAGCCAAUAUCUGGAUAUGGUGCAAUCCGAAGUGCUUCAAACAGAAAAUGUUACCGUCGUAGAAAGUAGGGAAAGAAGAGAAAAAACGGUCGAUGCCGAAAUGGAUGUCAGGAGUCGUAGCGUUUUGCCUGUGAAAAACCUGCAGCGAAGCAGUAGCGCAACAGUAACAACGUUAAGCGAACUUGUUGGAGAACAGCACGGUAGUAAAGAAGAGAGCAAUCAAGAACGCAUAAAGCCUCAACCGCAGAACAUGUCGUCUUCCGCCAAAUUGACGCCAUCGAAGGAGUCUCGAGCAGCGCAUACAAAGACGCCAAAGAAGGAAGCGGCUUCCGAGCGUCCCUCUACUUCAUCUAGCCCUAUCAGCUCAGCAAUAAAACGGCCAAAAUUGAAGAAUGAGACGCCGGAGAAGCAGAAUUCGAAGUCGUUUUCACCACAACGGGAUUCAAGCAUAACUAAUGCUUCUCGAAACUUGGAAGGAACAAAGAAGCAUCAUCACAAAAAUAAGGAGGAGAAGACUGUUGGAAAAAGCGAGGAUAGUCAGUUGCAUUCUGUACAGCCUAGCACAUCUGCGCUGCACGUAAAUGGCAAUAGCUCGGCUGUCCAAAACAGUAACGCAGAAAGCAGAGCUACGGAGAGCGGUGCGAAAUGCAAGGUGGAGAAUGGGCACUCGCAUUCUGAGGGUAAAGAGUCGAAACACGACAAGAAGGACAAAUUGCCUAGAAUCUCAAACAAGUUUCGAAAGUUUGUCGUCGUUGACACACAUCCGAACGGUGGAGCCUCGAUCUUGCGCACAGAUUGGAAUAAUAUCCGGAAACAUUUUGAUGCGGAGGAGAGGAUAGAGUUCGCUAAACAAUUCAUACGAUUAGGAUUAGCGGAGUCUAAUGGAGUGCCCGUUUUCGUGAUUGGCAUUCUCGAAAAUGCAGCGUCUUAUCUGGCGGUACGUCUUUACAUCAGAUGUAUUCCAAUACAUGCACGAGAAACAUCCACACUUACCGGUGAAGGCAAGUUUUUUUGUCGUUUUCGUUCGCCAUAA